AUGGCCACUGAAGCGCCACACCUCAUCCAAAGCUCUGCUCUCCCACCAGCGCAGCCAGCCUACGUCCUCAGAGGCCAUACCGCGCAAAUUCAUUCGGUGCACUUCUUGAGAAACAACCUUCGACUACUCUCUGGAGAUGCUGAAGGGUGGGUGGCCCUGUGGGACGUUCCCAUCAGGCGCCCUGUCGCCGUCUGGAAGGCGCACCAGGAUGUCAACUUGGGGGUAGGAAGUUGGGGCGACGAUAAGAUCAUUACGCACGGAAGGGAUAGUAAACUGCAUGUCUGGCAACUGAGGCCAGAAGACGAAAAGGACUUCUCGACAGUGCUGCCAGUCAACGACUCGACUACGGAGCGCAAGCAGCCAUGGCUUCUGCACAGCUUGACGCUGAAUACGUUGAACUUCUGCUCGUUUGCUAUGUGCCCAGCACAUCCAAGCAAGACUGCUAUGGGUAGUGGCGAAGCCCAGGAGGAAAGCAUACUGGUAGCAACGCCUGGAGUACAGGACGGCUUCAUCAACAUCACCUCCCUCCCCGGCGAAGUGAGAGUCGCGACCAUCCCUACCCUCAAGGACGUCAAUACCGGCAUGCUUAUGGCAGUCAGCAUCCUCCACCAAGCGGGGGGUUUGACGGCCAUCGCGGGCUACGAGAGCGGGCACGCAGCGGUCUGGCAGCAGAACGCCACUUCACACUGGCAGACAGUAUACGUCAACAAAGCUCAUUCUCAACCGGUACUUUCACUCGAUAUUUGCACGCAGCCGAGCUGUUUCUUCACCUCUUCAGCGGACGCAGUCAUUGCUCGCCACCCUCUGCCCGGCAGCAAGGUUGAGACGAAAUACGUGCAGACGAAGCAUGCUGGCCAGCAAGCUCUUGCUUUUCGUUCAGACCAGAAAAUCUUCGCUACGGCUGGUUGGGAUGGCAGGGCUCGAGUGUACAGUACUCAGAGCAUGAAGCAGUUGGCUGUGCUGAAGUGGCAUAAAGAAGGCUGCUAUGCGCUUGCUUUCGCAGAAAUCAAGGAGGACCACCAACAGACGAACGGUAGCGACGAAGAAGGCGACGCAAUGGUCAAACGCGAUCUCACAGUCUCGCAACAACGCAUGGAAAAAGCAAAGACAACACACUGGCUCGCUGCAGGAAGCAAGGAUGGCAAGAUCUCGUUGUGGGAUAUUUACUGA
Saxophila tyrrhenica is the source of this 1170-nucleotide messenger RNA. It is a transcript of the gene asa1, whose product is annotated as Astra associated protein 1 Asa1. The record is from RefSeq and is a predicted model, not a curated record. Bases 1 to 1170 code for a protein of 389 amino acids. The transcript has 2 exons. NCBI's taxonomy places the organism in Eukaryota, Fungi, Ascomycota, Dothideomycetes, Mycosphaerellales, Extremaceae. Gene Ontology annotation, molecular function: protein binding.